AUGGGCCAGGCAAACUCGACGGGCGCUGCGGAUGCGCAAACACGGCGGCGAUCGCGGCCGCUGUCAUGGGCGCCUGGGUUACUGGCCUCGUCCCAGCCUAACGACGACACGGUGCCAGAGUUGCUGCAUAGAGCCCCGGACACGCCCUCGCGAUCCCGCCCCAGUACCACAAGAAUCUCCAACCGCCUCUCCUCUCACUUUGGGCGCCACGAUGCUGGCUCGUCAGCGCCCGAAGAUGCCCCGGUCCCCAGUCGCUCGCGGUCGCGGCUGCACCGGGCGCGCUCGUCGCUCAGUUCCAUGACGGGCCUGCUGUCGAGACGACCGCCGCUGCCUGCCCGCAACACCGAGCCCACGAGCGGCUUCGCGGCACCGAGUACGCCCAACAACACCGUGCCAAGCCGCGCUGCUCUGAGGCAUACGGCGAGCGACCGAGGGCCCUUCCUUCCACGCGUGCAGGUCCCAGAACUAGGACUAGACUUUGACCAGCUGCUGCGGACCAACUCACAAGCCGAGCGGCCAGACGGACAUAGACAGCGACCGCUGGUUCCCUUGAGCCCAUUGCGACGGGAUGGACGCGCCCUCAGCAUCAUUCCCUCGCAGCGCCGACUACGCAACAUGAUAGGACACCCGCGGAGGAGACGAUCGCUCUGGCAGGAUGGAGAGAACAUGGACAAUGUGCAGCAGCUGAGGCAAGGCGAGGACCAGGCCGAUGUGCUGUCAAGGCUGUUAUCGCUGGCUGCAGCUGCCACAGCAGCCUCGUUGGUUGGCGACGACAACCAAGCAGCAACCCGAGACGGUACAUUCGACACGUUCCUACAGUCACUGCAGAACGGCAGCAUAGCAUCGGCGCUAAGAGGCAACGAGGAUGGCCAAGGUGGCGACAAUCCCGGAGCCGCACAGGCGCCCCUCAAUUUCUUCAGAAUGUUCAGGUUUGGCACCAGUACCGACAACGCAAGGAACGACACUACUGGGCGCGGCGGCAGUUCAUCAGGGAACGGUGGAACAGAAGGAGAGGAAGAUGGCGAAGGCAGGAUGGUGCCGAUAAUCAUUGUGGGCAUCAGAUCUAUACAGCCCGGAAGCGGUACGGGACAAGAGGAUGCCAGCAUACCGCCCUUCCUCGACGCCCUCUCAAGCUUCCCCACACCUCCCACGUCACCAGGCGAUACCAAUGCGAACAUUCUACAGCCACCGCAGAACGGGACCCGCUUCAGCCACAGAAGACGAGCCUCGAUGGGCGGCUUCAACUUUCCUUCGAAUUACGACAGCCAAAGACACCACCGUGGGACGACACAAGAGCGCUCUCGUCCAUGGUCAUCCGUCACCGACUCGCCUCCAGGGCCCCUCCCCCCACCCUCUACGCCAGCUACGACGCUGAACUUCUCAGCUGGUCCGUCAGGCGCAACGACCCCUGCAACUUCUACCUCGCCCUCUUCACCGACCACACAAUCCUCAGCACCCUCGCGGCGGAACAGCUUCGUCCGCAGGGCUGCUGGUUCGACUCUCGAGCCCACCGCGGAAGAACCACAAACACAUACCCGGAACGCUCGGCCACGGCGCUUGAGCGAGUCGGACUUCACAAGAUACGGCUCAGGUGCACCUCGCAGAAGAGGCGUCGUGGAGCCAGACAACAAUCCUGGGGAGGGUUCACGGAGCUGGAUCAUCUAUGUGCUAGGUGGGAGCUAUCCUGAAAACCACCCAAUUCUUACCACUCCCAGCCUGUUCACCGACUCGCCCACUUACGAAGAUAUGAUGUUACUCUCAUCUAUACUCGGACCCGCCAAACCACCCGUCGCGAGUGAGGAGGAUGUAGCUUCGGCUCCAGGCCUUUUCAGGAUACGUGGUGAUGCCGGUGCUCUUGUAGCUGAAGCUGUUGAGGGUCAAGAGACAAUCAACCUUGUUGCCGGUGCGCGCUGUCUCGUCUGCCUGUGUGAUUUCGAAGUGGACGAGGAGGCGCGGAAGCUAGUCAAGUGCGAACACAUGUUCCACAAAAUCUGUAUUGAUCAGUGGCUGACAACUGGACGCAACUCUUGUCCACUCUGUAGAGGAGAGGGCGUGCAUGAAACGGUCAAGGAAACCGAUGCCACCUCAGAUGCUGCUACGCCUUCGGUGCCGCAAGCAGCCGCUUGA
Molecule: messenger RNA, 2127 nt
Organism: Alternaria postmessia
Lineage: Eukaryota; Fungi; Ascomycota; Dothideomycetes; Pleosporales; Pleosporaceae
Exons: 2
Coding region: 1-2127 (708 amino acids)
Source: RefSeq, a predicted model, not a curated record